Messenger RNA from Malaclemys terrapin pileata, 552 nucleotides. It is a transcript of the gene UCN3, whose product is annotated as urocortin 3. The transcript is spliced from 2 exons. The record is from RefSeq and is a predicted model, not a curated record. Gene Ontology annotation, molecular function: corticotropin-releasing hormone receptor 2 binding; hormone activity. NCBI's taxonomy places the organism in Eukaryota, Metazoa, Chordata, Testudines, Emydidae. Gene Ontology annotation, cellular component: extracellular region. Bases 88 to 552 code for a protein of 154 amino acids. Gene Ontology annotation, biological process: hormone-mediated signaling pathway; digestion; cellular response to nutrient levels.
CUGAUGUAUUUCUCCUUACUCUGAGGCGGCGGCUUGCAAGCAAGAGCGCUCUCGCUCCCGAGCACAGGAGACUUGCAGGGGGGAACCAUGUCGCCUACCAGACUCAUGCUGCUGCUCCUGAUGGUGUGCGCCACGCGGACGGGCCUGUCCCUCAAGCUGUACAAAGCCGAGUCCCUCUUCAGCUGCAUCAACGCCGCCCUCUCGGAGGCCGAGAAGAGCCGCCCGGAGGAGAACUCCCUCGUGGACAAGAGGAGUUUCGACUCCCCGCCUGGGAAGGAGGCACCCUCACUGCAGGAGGAAGAGGAGGAGAAGGAAAAGGAGAAAAGGACGUUCGCAGGGGAUGCCCGUUACAAAUACCUCUCCCAGGCGCAACUCAAGGGGAAGAUGUACCAGAACCGGGCCAAGACCGACCGGCGCACCAAAUUCACCCUCUCCCUCGACGUGCCCACCAACAUCAUGAACAUCCUCUUCGACAUCGCCAAGGCCAAGAACUUGAGGGCAAAGGCCGCCGCCAACGCCCACUUGAUGGCUCAGAUCGGGCGGCGGAAGUGA